Messenger RNA from Microthlaspi erraticum, 678 nucleotides. Lineage: Eukaryota; Viridiplantae; Streptophyta; Magnoliopsida; Brassicales; Brassicaceae. The record is from the annotation of a GenBank genome assembly.
AUGAGGUGGAUGUGGCUUAAAAACAUGUCAGAUGCUUCAUGCUCGGGAUUAGUCACCUUUAGAGGCAGAUUUUAUGCAGUCUUUCUUGACGGGGACAUAAUCGGUAUCGAUCCUUAUUCACGGAAAGCGACUCCCCUGGUUCAAGCGUGUUUCUUGUUCCAUCAGGGAAUGAUGAGCUUUUCCUGGUUGAGAAAAUCAUCCCUCGUACCGGUGUAUUACAUUUUGGCCGACACUUGGGCAACGUCUGCUGCUCGGCUAAAGGAGCUACCUGAUGGUUGUGGUGUGAGUGGGGACUCGGUUGUGUUUACUGAUGAGCCAGGCAAUGCAACUUACUCCUAUAAGUAUGGAGUAGAUACAGGAAGAGCCGAAGAUGACCUCAAUUUUUGGAGAUACUCAAGAGAGAACCUUCAUGCUCGCUCUGUUUGCAGCUCGUGGCGAUCCGCAUUUCCUUUGCCUUGUAGCCUGGUGCGCCCACGUUACUCUCUUCCCAGGUUUAAUGAGGACACUCUUGAAAACGAAGGCUUUUGCAGCCUCAAGAAGAUCCCUUUGUUCCCAUGGUUUUUCUUAACAGAAGCACUGUGGGUCAUCGAUCCUUAUUCCCUGAACGUGACUCUCUUGAUGCCACCCUCGCCGCAUCCAGACCGGUUAUGCCAAUAUCUGGUCUCCAUAUGGCAAUGA